Macrobrachium nipponense is the source of this 3207-nucleotide messenger RNA. RefSeq lists its product as uncharacterized. Bases 177 to 2468 code for a protein of 763 amino acids. The transcript is spliced from 13 exons. Lineage: Eukaryota; Metazoa; Arthropoda; Malacostraca; Decapoda; Palaemonidae. The record is from RefSeq and is a predicted model, not a curated record. Gene Ontology annotation, biological process: proteolysis. Gene Ontology annotation, molecular function: serine-type endopeptidase activity.
CAGGUAGGACACCUAGCGAAGGAACAGUUGACUAGGGAAGAGAAACUCGCAAAAAAGCCGAGUUGCGAACAACACACGAGAUCGACAGUGUGGGAUUUCCUACAGUGGCGUCUACAAGUAACCAGGAUGCGCGUCUUCCCGAUACUGGAGCAAUCCUUUGCCUCUCUGCUUCGGCCAUGGCUUCAGAGUACUCCAGCAGCGCCGCCACGACGAAUCAAAAGCAGAAGAAGGAGAAGCAGAAAGACAAGACUUUCCCCGACUAUUUCAGGCCUGAUGUUACCUACUGGCAACAGAACCCCGAUGCUGUGUUGAACAUAAUUGGCUUCAAAAAUUUAGCCUACAUCCCGAAAGAGCACGACUACUCGGUCACCAGAUACUGCGGGGAGAGCAGCCAAUAUUACCAGACCCACUGGCACAACAGCGGCUACCCGAUGACUGCCAUGUUGCCCAGUGUGUGCACCCUUCACCUAGCGCCUCCAGAGGGGACAUGCGCUUACAGGAUUCUGUUCGAGGACCUCGACUUCACGCCCAACUUCCAGAUGGAAGACUACGUGUGCCCGUUUGGCGCCCCGGCCUUCAAGAUGGCUCAUUCCCAGGGCGUCUCGUCAUCGUUUUGCACACCCCUUACCCAUUAUGAAGCCAUCAUAGAAGUGGACGAGGCAUACAGCGGCCAUUACGUUCUGAUGCUGACGGACGUGACCACUCCUUUCAAGUUUGAAAUUAAAGCCACAGCGGUUCCAUGCACUGCCAUCAACCAUCAUAAAUCUCCAAACGUCUGUGGAAUCAAGAAUCCCGGUACAUUCAGCCGAGCGGCCAGGAGGUCCUCCGCUUCAGCAUCACGACCCAGAGGCAGAGCGGCUGCUUCGGGAGGAGCCAGCAACGAAACGCUGCACAUCACUAAGAAGUCACUGCUCAAGAUGCUCAGGAAAGAGCACGACAUAUACUCAAAGAGUUUGGUACAGGGUCUCCAGGAGAAGAAGAUUCGUGUGGACAAAGAGGAAGUUGCACCAUAUGGUGUAAAAGCUGCUGCUAGCGAGUGGCCAUGGAUGGCUAUGGUUGAAAUGACCACUGAGGCAUAUACACCACCAACCACCACUGAAUCUGCUUCGUCUACAGGCCACGAGACAACAACAUCAAGCGGCCAUGGAACCAGCAGCGCGAGCACACCCUCACACAGCUACGGUUUCAGACUUGGAAGAAGAGUUUUACAUCGCCUUGUAUCAAGACCAAAGAACAGGAGGAUUGAUAGGCCUCAAUCUAGAACUUCCUUAUGGAGGCAAGGCCAAAUGCAAAGUAGAAGGACGCCAAGCAGAAGUGAGACAGCUGGUACUCAUGGAUCAACUAGUGUUCAUGAAUCUUCGACCACUGCUCACAGCUUAACCACUGAUCAUAGCUCAAGUACUGACCACAGUGCAACCACUGAUCAUAGCGCAAUCACUGACAACAGUGGAACAACUGACCACAUUGCAACAACUGGACAUGGCGUAACCACUGAUCACAGCUCCAGUACGGACCAUAGCGUGACCACUGAUCACAGCUCCAGUACUGACCAUAGCGUGACCACUGAUCACAGCUCCAGUACUGACCAUAGUGUAACCACCGAUCACAGCUCCGCCAGUGGAACCACAGACCACGCCACAACAGCAACAGCUCACUCAAGCCAUCCCAUUUGUAAUGGGGUCCUCGUAGAUGAAAGCCACGUGAUAACCCCAGCUUCAUGUAUCCUACAUUAUACACCUGAGUACCACAGUCAUUUUAAGGUGACGUUUGGCGGCAGUAGUAGUAGUAGUAGUAGUAGUCACGCUAGGCAGACAGCCACUCCCAUGUCAGUGCUCGUUGCCAAGGUCUACCUUCCAGUCACCUACACUCCCACUAAUUUCAAGGACGACAUGGCUGUUCUGGAGCUCGCAGAACCAAUCGAGUUCUCAUCAGAAAUGAGACCCCUUUGUCUGCCUACAGACCACAACGUCUUCAGGGAAGAGACCGGGAUCGUCAUGGGGAGGAAAGGAAGCAAAUUCGUGAAUGACGACGGAAGCAUCAUCUAUGCUCCAGUGGAAGUGUACGAAGGGGGCACUUGCAGCUCGAUGAUAUACCAAUUAGCUCAACUCAUCAACACUGUCUACCCAACCAAGGAUGCUUAUCAGAUCAACCUCGACCGCUAUAUAUGCGCAGGCACCGAGGCUUUUGAUCCCUUCUGUGCUCUGGACGACGGAUCAGUACUUGCCAGAAAAGACCAAACAGGAGCAUACAUCCUGUCGGGUAUAUCACUGCCCAUCAACAGUUGUCAAAUUUACCCCCACAACAUCUACACCAAGAUCGAACCGAACUCUCCCUUCCUGAACAUGGCCAUGAGUUCCGAAGGCGAGAUGGAAAUCAUCCACGAACUCGAGAAGGAGCUGGCCGAAGCUGAGGAGGCGGCGGCGAAGGCGGCCGCGGCAGCAGCCGGUGGGGAACACGGCAAAAAGUAAUACGAGUAAAAAGGCUAAAGACGUUUCGUGGGUGCGUUCUUUGUAUCUCUUCACCGGUGAUGAACAAUCUUGUUUUUUGCCAUCGUUUAGCAUCUCGCACCGAAACCACCUCAGUGCUGUUGUGACAGGUUAUUAUUUCAAGUAGUUUUUCCAGCCAUUAUGAAAAUAAUAAUGAGCUCUCGCUACAUCAGAGUUGUGACACGAUGAUUUAAAAAAUGCGUGAAAUGUUUCUGUGUCACCACAAACGAUGUGUUGACUUGGUGUUUUGAAAAAUAAUUCUCUCCAUUUUAGUCGAGUCCACGAUGCAAUCUUGGAUAGGCCAGUAAACUAACAAUAUGCAGGGUAUUAUCUAGAUUAGUAACGCUGUGGUAAGCAAUAACUAUUUCUUGUACCAAGAGGAAAAUAUUUUUAUUUUCCAGUAAUUCUUCACGCCAAUUUUAGAUGUGCCUCUGAUAAAAAUGAAAUUUGUGCUCCUAAGAGAUGGUUUCUUGUUAAAAACGUUAAAAAAAUUCAAUAAGCAUAUAAUAUGUGCCUUUGUGCACGUCUUGUGAAUACUUCAGAAUGUUAGUUUGUGUUGUUCCUUAUUAAGCAUAGUGCUUGUAAUGGUAUCCAUCUUGUUAAUAGUAUUAAGUUUAUUUAUUUCUUUAUUGUUACUAUUAUGUUGUCUGUUAUUACCUAUGCAAUCUACAACUGCCUUUAUUUUAUAUGUCUGAUUAAAAUAAAGACAUUGAAAGUAAAA